Aegilops tauschii subsp. strangulata is the source of this 2052-nucleotide messenger RNA. The record is from RefSeq and is a predicted model, not a curated record. NCBI's taxonomy places the organism in Eukaryota, Viridiplantae, Streptophyta, Magnoliopsida, Poales, Poaceae.
AUCCAACGGUCGGCGGCCCUUCUUCCUCCAGCCCAACGUACCACCGGCCACCACCGUGAUGCCGCCGUUCCCGGCCAUCCAUCUAGCCUUGGCGAUGCCCGGUUAUUUGUCCGGCGAACCUCCUUCCUUCACUCCGACGUCUUCUUCCUUCCCUCCGGCGCCUGCUUCCUUCAGCGAAAACCGACUGACCCAAAUUGGAUUUUCAGGCGACUAACAUUUAGCUAUUGCGUAAAAAAAAAAGGCAUGAACGCCAAUCUCGUCGGUGCUACUACGAUCACGAUCAACAUACCAACGACCACACACAUUGUUCCAUCGACAAGAAACUGAACACCCCGCCCAUCUCGCCAAUGGAUCCAGGCAACAACGUUUGUUAAACGAGCACUGCGACUUCCUAGCAUGCAUUCGUUAAGAGUUUCAAAAAAAGAAGAAGCAUUCGUUAGAGUUUCAAAAAAAAAAAGCAUUCGUUGCCAUUUUUUUCCCCUUCAGCGGAGCAUGCACCGGCUGGCAAUGCCAGCCCUAGCUGCACGGGCCGCCUGGGCCUGGCGUGCACGUCUCCAUCGGUACAUUCUGCAUGAACAUAAUGCAUGCUCCCCCACCCUCUCCACCGGUCUCCCCGUUAUAUACUCCCACCACCCCCUUCCCAGGAGCUCGACAUCGCGACGUCGACGUACGGGCCCUCUCCUUCGUCGUCUCGAUCAGGCCUCUCGUCUCGUCUCAGGUGCGUCGCGUGCAUGCUGUCGCCGUCGCCGCCAUGCGUAUGAUAUGAUAUGGUUUGAAGCUAGGUCAGGUCGAGAGGCCGGAUUGAUCAAUGUCGAUGCAUGUUCGAUUUCCCCAUGCAGUGCCCUCAGCCUGCAUGGAUCGGCGGCCGGAGGGCAGCAGGGCGAGGAAGCGCGCGCGGGAGGAGCCGGACCAGGCGGCGGACUUCCCCUUCGACGAGGCGGCGGCCGCGGCCGACGCCGGGGAGGCGUGGCGCAGGCCGCCGGGCGUGUUCCAGUUCCCCUGGCAGAAGUGCCGCGGCGGGCUCGGCGUGGCCGGCGGCGGCGGCUGGGAGCUGCGGGACGUCUUCUUCCACUCCCUCGUCGACGGCGGCGCCGCGGCCAUCGGCGUGCCGGGCGACCGCCUCGUCUCGCCGCCGCCGCCCAGCAAGCAGCGCGCGCUCUUCGACGACGUCGACGCCUGGCUCGCCGCCGCCGCCGACGGCGAGGUCGACCCCGUCUGGCGGUCGGCGAUCAGGGGCGCCGGGCCCUCCGCGUCGGCGGUGUGACGAGAAGAUGCAUGACGUGGGCCGUGGAGGGCCCCCGUCGCCGGUGGCCCCGCGUGGCAUUCAGUGCGCGGCGCCGCCUGGCCCAUCGGCCCCGUGAAGCUGGCCUGGGUUGGCACACGGGCCUGUUGAUGAUCACGAUCAAUUUCCUCCUGUAUAUAUAUGAUGAUUGCUGCCAAUAAUUAUUUACUCUCUCUUCAUUUUUAAGCAUCACUUUAAUAAUCACAAGUCCUGUUUCCAAAUAGUUACACAUUCUCUCUCAAGCCUCUAGGUGAAAAUUUCGAAACCACAUACAUAUCCAUCUGAAACCUACUCAUUUCCCGUAUUUAAAUAUCAUGUUUUAGAUGACAGUCUUAUAUCUCUUUUUUUGCAAAUAAAUUCUUGCAUUACUCAAGGUUUAAAGAUGGCAGUCUUAUCAUAUGGUUACAUUAGGAAAAAGUUGAAUACAUCUCACAUAUUGACAGGUUAUUGAAGCGUUUUUUUCAUUGAUAUAUUUCUUGACGCUCUGCGGAUUUUUGAUUAUUUGUGUCUAACGCAAAAGGCAAAACAAAACAAUAGACAAAUGACCAAUACCAUAAUACUAGUACUCAUGACCUCUAACUUUUUUUCUUCGAAAAGGGGCGCUUUAUUACUUAAAAGGUUCUAACUUUUUUUUUGUAAUAACACAUUUAUAGUUGUAGUUUUAAAGGCUCUGUGUCUCAGAGCAUAAAAUUUAUCCACAUACACAAAUUUUCCUUUAUAGUUUCUCACUACCUCAAAGUGCCUCAACUCCAAUUGAGAUGGAAUGAACA